This is a messenger RNA of Boleophthalmus pectinirostris (great blue-spotted mudskipper), 3402 nucleotides long. It is a transcript of the gene hectd1, whose product is annotated as HECT domain containing 1. Gene Ontology annotation, biological process: protein K63-linked ubiquitination; anatomical structure development; proteasome-mediated ubiquitin-dependent protein catabolic process. NCBI's taxonomy places the organism in Eukaryota, Metazoa, Chordata, Actinopteri, Gobiiformes, Gobiidae. Bases 274 to 2286 code for a protein of 670 amino acids. The record is from RefSeq and is a predicted model, not a curated record. Gene Ontology annotation, molecular function: ubiquitin protein ligase activity. The transcript is spliced from 16 exons. Gene Ontology annotation, cellular component: nuclear speck.
AGAACAAAUGUACAGCAAACCACAGACCUGGAAAUUCCCCCUCCAGGAACGCCACGGUCGGAGGUCCAGGAGGAGGUGGAAUGUGCUCCAUCUCCUCGUCUUUCUCUCACACUCAAAGUGGCAGGUCUGGGCACAACUCGGGAAGUGGAACUGCCUUUGUCCAACUACAAAUCCACCAUUUUCUUUUACGUCCAGCGUUUACUCCAGCUCUCCUGUAGUGGAGCAGUGAAGACAGACAAGCUAAGGAGGAUAUGGGAGCCCACCUACACGAUAAUGUACAGAGAGCUGAAGGACUCCGACAAAGAGAAGGAGAGUGGCAAAAUGGACUUCUGUGAGCAGGGCCUGGUGCAAAGCCGCUCUGGAGGCCUGUCUCCCUCUGUCCCUCUCCAUCACAGCUCGGAGAUCCUGGGGGGAGCAAGGGAGAUGGCCCAGGCUAAGGCUGGUUGCAGCCAGAAUGCAUGUGGUGUGGAAGAUGUGCUACAGCUACUGCGAAUACUCUACAUCAUCGGAGGAGAUGCGGCAGGCAACGCAAGGACACUACAGGAAGAUGUGGAGGAGCUUCAGUUUAAUGCGUCGCCAGAAGAAUUCACCAGUAAAAAGAUCACCACCAAAAUCCUGCAGCAGAUUGAGGAACCCUUAGCUUUAGCCAGUGGCGCACUUCCAGACUGGUGUGAACAGCUCACCUCCAAGUGUCCUUUCCUCAUUCCCUUUGAGACCAGACAGCUGUACUUCACCUGCACUGCCUUUGGAGCCUCUAGGGCGAUCGUGUGGCUGCAGAACCGUCGUGAGGCCACUAUGGAGCGCUCUCGCCCCUCGACCGCCGUGCGCCGAGACGACCCUGGGGAGUUCAGAGUGGGACGACUCAAACACGAGAGGGUCAAAGUGCCACGCGGAGAUGCCAUGAUGCAGUGGGCGGAGUCUGUGAUGGGCGUGCAUGCAGAGAGGAAGUCUGUGCUCGAGGUGGAGUUCUUGGGGGAGGAGGGCACAGGUCUGGGUCCCACUCUGGAGUUCUAUGCUUUGGUGGCGGCUGAGUUCCAGAGGACAUCUUUGGGGAUCUGGCUCUGUGACGACGACUUCCCCGACGAUGAAUCCAGACAGGUGGACUUGGGCGGUGGACUCAAACCUCCUGGAUACUACGUGCAGCGUUCCUGUGGGCUGUUUCCAGCUCCGUUUCCUCAGGACAGUGAGGAGUUGGAUCGUGUCACACAGUUAUUCCGCUUCCUGGGCGUGUUUCUGGCCAAAUGUAUCCAGGACAGCCGUUUGGUGGACCUGCCUCUGUCCAGACCCUUCUUUAAGCUGCUGUGUAUGGGAGACAUCAAGUCCAACAUGAGCAAACUGCUGUACGCUUCUCCCAGUGUGGACCGAGGACUCAAUCUGGAAGCUGGGACUGAGGACCAUGACUCUCUGUUCGAUGAAGACUCUAAGUCAGAGUUCAUCCUGGACCCUCCCAAACCCAAGCCCCCCGCCUGGUACCACGGGCUGCUCACCUGGGACGACUUCCAGCACGUCAACCCCCACAGGGCGAGCUUCCUGAAGGAGAUGAAGGAGCUGUCUGUGAAGCGACGUCAGAUUCUCAGCAGUAAAUCUCUGUCUGAAGACGAGAAGAACACCAGACUACAGGACCUGAUGCUCAAGAACCCUCUGGGCUCAGGGCCUCCUCUCAGUGUGGAGGAUCUUGGGUUGAAUUUCCAGUUCUGUCCGUCCUCAAAAGUCCACGGUUUCUCAGCUGUAGACCUCAAACCAAACGGAGACGAUGAGAUGGUGUCGAUGGAGAACGCAGAGGAAUACGUGGAGCUGAUGUUUGACUUCUGUAUGCACACAGGGAUCCAAAGGCAGAUGGAGGCCUUCAGAGAGGGCUUUAACCGCGUGUUCCCGAUGGAGAAGCUGAGCUCCUUCAGUCACAAAGAGGUUCAGAUGAUUCUCUGCGGGAACCAAUCACCAUCCUGGACCAACGAUGACAUCAUCAACUACACUGAGCCCAAACUCGGCUACACCAGAGACAGUCCCGGGUUCCUGAGGUUCGUGAGGGUUCUUUGUGGGAUGAACUCAGACGAGAGGAAAGCGUUUCUUCAGUUCACCACUGGCUGCUCCACACUGCCCCCUGGAGGCCUGGCCAACCUGCACCCGCGCCUCACCAUUGUCAGAAAGGUGGAUGCAACAGACCACAGCUACCCCUCUGUGAACACUUGUGUACAUUACCUGAAGCUGCCUGAGUAUUCUUCAGAGGACAUCAUGAGAGAGCGCCUCCUAGCGGCCACCAUGGAGAAGGGCUUCCACCUCAACUAGCCCUCCCCCCUCCCCCUCUGCUCCUCCCACUCCUCUGCAGACCCCGCCCCUUUAACCAAAACUACCGGAGCUCGCAGGGACAAAACACGUGCACUCAAACCUGCGACUUCAGCAGAUAAAAUAUCACUCUUUUUGGUCAAGGCUACAUUUCCACAACUUUUGGUUAGAAUUUUUGCACAUUUUUCAAAAUUCUCCAAAUCAGUUGUCUCAUCCAACAUUUUUCAAAAUGAUCAAAUCUCUUUUGCUGUUUUUGAACUUUUUGCUUACAUUUCUUGCAUUUUUUGAAAUAUGCUGCAUCUCUUGUUGAUCUCCAGUCUAAAAUGUAUAAAUGAUUUGCCUUAAUCUUGAAAUCUGUGAAACAAAACUAAAAACCAAAUCAUUAUAAAGCCGAAUUGUCAGAAUUUUCACACAAUUGCUUCAGUAUCAGUCCACCUUUAGUUUUAUUUGUUUUAAAUGUAGCUGAAGCCUCUCCAUGCUUCUUUGUGCCUUAGGCGGGUACUUGCUUGGGCCAGUUGGGUGCAUAGACUCAACCAUUUUACAAUUAUUUUACAACUCAUUUUUACAUCUAAAACAAAAGAAAACUGACAUACAUUCUUAUAUUUAAGUUCUUGACUUAUAAUUUCUCACAUCACCGUGCUUCAUCUUUUCAGAAUGGCUGCUUUUCCCAUUAAUGCCUCUACUUACUUUUUGAAAACUUGAAUCCUGUGUUUUCAUUUCUGCAUUUGCUUGUUGCCGUGUUUUGUCCCAACGCUCCGGCUCCGCUCCGGCUCCUCACUGAGCAUGCUCCGGUUCAGUUUAGUGCCUGUUUCACGUUUUCGUAGCUUCUUUUUGGAACAAUCAUGCUUUUUCUUUUUUUUUUUUUCUUUUUUUGGUUUUGUUUUGGCGUGAUGUUUUUGGGGUUCGGCACAGGUCAAUGCCGUGUUUUGUUUUAGUUUCUUUAAGACGCUGUGGGCGCAGACACUGGCGGUGAGAGGAUCCUGUAUGACUUGUAUAUUAUUAUUAUUAUUAUUAUUGUUAUUACAGUCUUUAUUUAACGAGUUGCAGUUUGAGGAUAUUUUCAGAUGUGUAUGCUCCAAAAAAUAAUCAUUAAAUCGUUUGCAAAACUACGAACAGAAA